AUGGUUGGGGCACGUGGGCUGAGCCUGCUGCUGCUGGUAUUUCCCACCAUCAGCAAUGCCAGGCCGGACACGGUGGUCAGGAUCAACCAGGCGGCGCUGCGCUAUGUGUCAGACAUUGGGAAAGCCCCUCUACAGCAGGCCCUUCAGAUCAUGGUCCCUCCGCUUUUCGACCUGGAUAAGGACAGCGAGGUGCUUCAGGUCACCCGGAUCCAGAUUCUGAGUGUCCAUGUGCCCAGCCUCCACCUGCAGUUCAUUCCCGAGUUUGGGGUGCACUUGUCAGCAGCAGCCAACUUUACUUUCAAGGUCUUCCGGGUCACAGAGCCACUGGAGCUGACGCUGCCCGUGGUCCUGCAGGCUGAGGCCCACGUGACCCAGGACUCCAUUGGGACCCCUGUCGUUAGCAUCUCUGCCUGCUCCUCACUCUUUGGCACUGCCACAGUGCCUGAUGGCAAAGACAGCCCCCACCCCACGCUGCUAGCCCGUGUGCAAACGCACAUCCAAACAACGAUGGGCAGUAAGCUAUGUCUGAGUGUCUCUGGCCUGGUGCAGGAGUUCAACGUCCACCUGGGCACUUUGAUCGGCCUCACCCCUGUGGGCCCCGAGUCCCAGAUUCGCUACAGCAUGGUCAGCACGCCGACCAUCUCCAGCGACAGCAUCUCCCUGGACAUCGAUGCUACCCUCUUUCUGCUGGGCAAGCCCAUUGUCCUGCCUGCGAAUGCUAUCCCUUUUGUAUUGCCAUGGCAUGCGGGUGCCAAGGAUGCCAUGGCCACCGUGGGCCUCUCCCAGCACCUGUUUGACUCCGCCCUCUUGCUGCUGCAGAAGGCUGGUGCUCUCAAUCUGGAUGUCACUGGGCAGCUGAACUCGGCUGACAACCCGCUGAACACUUCUGAGUUGGGCCAGCUGUUCCCUGAGGUUGCCCGGCAGUUCCCAGAGCCCAUGCCUGUGGUGCUCAAGGUCCGGCUGGGUGCCACACCGGUGGCUACACUCCACACCAACAAUGCCACACUGCGGCUGCAGCCCUUGGUGGAAGUCCUGGCCAUGGCCUCCAACUCAGCUUUCCAGUCUCUCUUCUCCCUGGACGUGGUGGUGAACCUGAACCUUCAGCUGUCUGUGUCCAAGACAAAGCUCCAGGGAACCACGUCUGUGCUGGGGGACAUCCAGCUUGCUGUGGUCUCCUCCAACGUGGGCCUCAUUGAUCCGGCUCAAGUACACUUGCUCAUGGGCACGGUGUUCGAGAAGCCCCUGCUGGACCACCUCAACGCUCUCCUGGGCCUGGGCAUUGCCCUCCCUGGUGUGGUCAACCUCUGCUACAGCGACCCUGAAGUCUUUGUCCAAGAGGGCUACGUGGUGAUAUCCAGUAGACUCCGCUACCAGCGCUGA
Molecule: messenger RNA, 1380 nt
Organism: Ochotona curzoniae (black-lipped pika)
Lineage: Eukaryota; Metazoa; Chordata; Mammalia; Lagomorpha; Ochotonidae
Gene: BPIFB2
Product: BPI fold containing family B member 2
Exons: 15
Coding region: 1-1380 (459 amino acids)
Molecular function (GO): lipid binding
Source: RefSeq, a predicted model, not a curated record